Messenger RNA from Cydia splendana, 3551 nucleotides. RefSeq names its product carboxylic ester hydrolase-like. Lineage: Eukaryota; Metazoa; Arthropoda; Insecta; Lepidoptera; Tortricidae. The record is from RefSeq and is a predicted model, not a curated record. The coding region runs from base 48 to 1715 and encodes 555 amino acids. The transcript is spliced from 3 exons.
AUUUUAUCCAUUCGAUCGCCGACCGCCGUGCCGCGCGUACGUCCGCCAUGUUUUAUUUAAUAGUGUUGUUAUUUUCAAGUGCGUACGCGCAGACCAUAGUGAAUACUACGCAGGGCGAGGUGCAAGGUGCACAGGCGACUGACGGGAACUAUUCAGUGUUUUAUGGAGUGCAUUAUGCCGGUUCGACGUCGGGGGCUAAUCGGUUCAAGGCACCGCCUCCACCAGCAACAUACCCUGGCGUCUUCCAUGCCAUCGACAGGACAGUCAUAUGCGCCCAUCCCACCCCUCGAGGAAUCGUAGGCGUAGAGGAUUGUCUGGUCCUCAACAUCCAUACAAAGAACGUCACCACGCCCAAACCAGUCAUGGUCAUACUACUCGGAGAUGAGUACUCUUCUAUCGACAUCAAGCAGUACUCUUAUAGAAGACUCGUUGAAUCUGACGUGGUUGUGGUGACCAUGAAUUACAGAUUGUCUAUCUUUGGAUUCUUAUGCUUGGGUGUACCUGAAGCACCAGGCAAUGCAGGAUUAAAGGAUGUCGUGCAAGGAUUACGAUGGAUACGGGAUAAUAUUGCAGGAUUCGGCGGUGAUCCUAACAAUGUGCUUCUAUUUGGACAUGGUUCGGGAGCGGCUAUGGUAGAUCUGAUCACACUAUCUCCGUUAGCAACCAAUUUAGUUCAUAAAGCUAUAACGCAGAGUGGUUCUGCUUUAGCACCAUGGGCUAUUGCUUACGAACCUCUAAAAUAUGCUCAAAUUUUUGCAGAACAGCUCAGUUACACAGGGGAGACUCCAGGGGGACUGGCUAGCAAAAUAGUCACAACCGAUGUAUCCCUCCUGGCUCCAGCAUUACAGAGCCUUAGUUUCCUGAACAACUCCGUCCUUUUCGCUCCAUGCAUUGAAAACAAAGCUCUCAACGAUACUUUCCUCACUGAAGCUCCCAUUGACUUAUUAAGAUCUGGCAACUACAGCCAUAUUCCUUUUAUAGCCGGAUACACGGACAGAGAAGGCACGAUCAGAGCAGCCGAAGCGGUUAAUGAGGGAUGGCUUGAAAGAAUGCAAACGAAUUUCACAGACUUCAUCCAGGUAGAUUUAGGAUUCAAUGCAACAACCAACAAAACCGUUGUAGCUAACAAUAUAAGAACGUUCUACUGGGAUAACAGAGCAGUGAAUAUGGAAACUAUAACAGAUUUCUUGAACUAUCAUGGAGAUACGGCAGUGGUUGUGUCUGUGAUAAGAGGAGCCAGGGAAAGAGCGUUAACCUCAAGAGCUGCCGUGCGACUCUUGGAGUUCACAUACAGAGGCACGAGGAAUUCCGAUUGGAUCUACCAUCAGAUCCCGAUCGACGGAGUCUGGCACGGCGCUGUUCUCAACUACCUGUUCGAUUACGACCUUAAGCCGGAGGAUGAGAACGCCAGGUUAUCUCUAGUCAGGCGCUUCGUGUCCUUCGCUAACACCGGGGAGCCGACCAACGACCAAGUGACGUGGCUACCAGUAACCGCCAGUGCCUUUAACUACCUCUACUACGCCGGCGACUCUUCGACUGCCCUCGUCACCCUCCAAGAAUCCGGCCGAGUCAACCCCCACUCCGGCCGUAUGACCUUCUGGGACAGUCUGUAUGACGCGUAUUACGUGCGUCCACCUCCGGUGUCUUCGGCGGAUAAGAUAGUUGGCUUCGCUUUCGUGUUAGCGUUGGCGCAAAUUGUACUUGCUCAUUUAUAAAUGUUAGGAUUUUUUAAACUUAUUCGUGUCUUAUUGAAUAUUAGGGCCAUUAGGGGCCAUUUACGGUAACCACAAUUGUCACACUGAUCAGCGUUACUCAGCCCGUGACUCAGAUGACUAUGGAACUUUCCAUGCAAUCAAAUUUAACUAACGUUUUGGUGCAAAACUUAUUUACCGUCAAUAUACUAACAUAACGUGAGUCGGAUAUUAUCCUGCAGUUCUUUAGUAAAUUGACUACUUUAACUAAUAGAUCUUAAUAAGAUUGCCCUUUGAACUUAGGACAGACAAGCGAUUCAUGUAUCUUCAUCGAAAUGAUUGCGCAAGAGCUGUUUAAAUAGGUUAUUUUAAUUUAAGAAGUAUUUUCAAACAUUUUUUCCCCAGAAAGAGACAUACUUAGGCAGACGCGAUUUUUCAGAACUCGUAGGCAUUUUUAUCUGUAAGUAUUAAUAAUAACUAUAGUGACGCACCAGGUGCCUCAGAAGUCAUGAGUGGGUUAAGCUGCGACAAACAGAGUAAUAUGUUCAACCAUUUCUUAUGGAUGUAAUAUUACUGUAUCUUCUAAUAGUUGUAUCAAUGUAUAACCUAUGGUUCAAGUUCAAACGUGCGCAAAUUAUAUUAUAAAACAGUGGACCUUUAUAAAAUUCAAUUAACCUAAUAUUUGUAUUUUAAGCCAGUGAAAAUAUUUUAAUUUUUUAUUAUAUUUGGACAUGAAAGUGCCAUAAAGUUAAUGCAGAAAUAUUAAAUUAAGUAGGUACUUCUAAAAUUUUAAUUCUACAGAUUUUAUUUAUGACUAUGACAAUAUGAACACCAUUUAGAGAAUCGAAACUUGUAACAAACUAUACUUGUUCUGUGUUAAAAAUGCAUAAUUUUUUUUUUCAUUUUUGUAUCACUACCAGACUAAGAGUGCGCAUUUUCAUAAUUAUGCAUUUAUUAAAUCGUUAAUUACUUAACUUUAUUAUACCUAAUGACAUACUUAUGAUUGUUAACUAGACAUAGGCUUAAUAAAAUAGUUAAAUAACAUUUGUUAGUUUAUUCUAAUGAAUGCAAAAUAACGCUAUUUUUGUGAUUAUUCGUCCUUUUUAGCAUUUGACAAAGACGUAUGAUUGUUGUGAUAUACAAUAAGCAUACGUUUACAUACUUUCAUUUAAUUAAGCAUACAGUUACAAAUUAUCUAGUUCAUAAGAAUUAUUUACCUACUUUUAGUGGAUAAGAAUAAGAUGAUGAUUUAUUUAAGUACUAGUUAGGUUUCCUUUGAAGAUUUAAGGUAUGAUUUUAAAGAGCUUAUAUAGCUUAUAUUAUGAUUGAACUUUUCUUAUGAUUACUAACACGCUAUGUGAAAACAAUUCUAAAUGGUGGUCAUGACGAUUAUUUUCGUAAAUGAUCUACUUUUCUAUUUAGUACAUUAUUUUAAUGGUAUUACUUUCUACAUCUUGCAUAUUACUUAAAUGCAUGGUCUAGCCAACUACGAGUAUUAUUGUCAUUAAAUAAAUGCUGUAAAUUCGAUAAAUCUAGGUGCGUGUACGAAUACCGAACCUAUACGAAUUCGCGACUUUUUAAUGUCAGAAAUGUUCGCUAGGCCAUGUUACAGUUUUUGCAUAUUGAUUGCGAGAGUACAGUACAGCUAUAAAUAUCUACACUGCGGUGGAAACUAAAAAUGUGUUAAACCUUGACAACAGAGUAAUUAUAAGCAAGUUAUUUGUUCAACUAGUACUACUUACGUCCGAUAUAAUUGAUGAUAACUGUACACGCCGACCGAUAGGUAGAUUCCUAAGACAUUUUCAGUAUUUUGUAACGAGUGUGCUUAUUAUGUUCUAAUGAAUACAGUCAUUACAUUUU